GGAGCUAGGAGAGCCCCAGCAGCCUGCCCACUCACUUGAGAUUUGCCAGACCUGGCCAGCAUGGUUGUCCUGACUCCAAUGACUUUGGGAAUUUAUCUCCAACUCUUCUUCCGCUCCAUCGUAUCUCAGCCGACUUUCAUCAACAGUGUCCUUCCAGUCUCAGCAGCCCUUCCUGGCCUGGAUCAGAAGAAGCGGGGCAGCCACAGAGCAUGCUGCCUACUGAUACCGCCGCCACCCCCGCUGUUCCCACCACCCUUCUUCAGAGGCAGCAGAAGCCCGCUUCUCUCUCCAGACAUGAAGAAUCUUCUGGAACUUGAGGCCUCACCAUCACCCUGCAUUCAAGGCUCACUCGGCUCUCCUGGGCCCCCUGGUCCCCAGGGUCCACCCGGGCUUCCUGGCAAGACAGGACCAAAGGGAGAAAAGGGGGAUCUUGGCCGCCCAGGAAGGAAGGGUAGACCUGGACCCCCAGGUGUUCCUGGCAUGCCCGGACCCGUUGGCUGGCCAGGCCCUCAAGGACCCAGGGGUGAAAAAGGUGACCUGGGUAUGAUGGGCUUGCCAGGGUCAAGAGGACCAAUGGGCUCUCAGGGCUUCCCUGGAUCCAGAGGGGAAAAGGGAUCCAGAGGUGAAAGGGGUGACUUGGGUCCCAAAGGAGAAAAGGGUUUCCCUGGAUUUCCUGGAAUGCUGGGGCAGAAAGGUGAAAUGGGUCCAAAGGGAGAACCCGGGCUCGCAGGACACCGAGGCCCCACCGGGAGACCAGGAAAACGAGGCAAACAGGGUCAGAAGGGAGACAGUGGAAUCAUGGGCCCACCAGGCAAGCCUGGGCCUACUGGUCAACCUGGUCGUCAAGGUCCUCCAGGGCCCCCAGGUGCCCCAUCUGCAGGACAACUUGUAAUGGGACUGAAAGGAGAGAGAGGAUUCCCAGGGCCUCCAGGAAGAUGUCUUUGUGGACCUCCCGUGAACGUGAACAACCCCUUGCACUCGGACUCCAUGUAUGGGCCGGGCUCCCCGAGAGUUCCUGCGAUUUUUGUGGUCAACAACCAGGAGGAGCUGGAGAAGCUGAACACUCAGAAUGCCAUCGCCUUUCGCAGAGACCAGCGAUCGUUGUACUUCAAAGACAGCCUUGGCUGGCUCCCCAUCCAGCUGACCCCUUUCUACCCUGUGGGUUACACUGUAAACCAGCGUGGUACCUGUGGGGAUGGCAUCUUGCAGCCUGGGGAGGAGUGUGACGACGGUAACCGUGAUGUGGGGGACGACUGCAUUGACUGUCACCGGGCCUACUGUGGGGACGGUUACCAGCACCAGGGCGUGGAAGACUGUGACGGCUCUGACUUUGGCUACCUGACAUGCGAGACCUAUCUCCCUGGGUCGUACGGAGACCUUCGCUGCACCCAGUACUGCUACAUCGACUCCACACCCUGCCGUUACUUCACGUGAGGGGCUUGAGGAACAGGUGGGCUGCAGCCCAUGUAACUGGCGGCUGUAUCUCUGCCCCACACAUCAUGCUGGCCUUACCCUCUCCUGGGCCAGUGUCCACUGACCUUCAUGCGACAAAACAAGGAUACAUUCUUGCUGCUAAGACAUGCUUUUGACUCAGUUUGACUGGAAGAGUUUUGGACCACUGCAUCCUGUCUUAAUUAAAAGAACCAGAAACCUUCUACAUGUCCACCCUGGAGACUGCCCUGCCCCCCCACAUCUGGCUAAACAGCUGGCUGUAAUGCCUUAUCUCCUCUGGAAAGAUGCUGGCUCAGGCCAUGGACUUGGCUUAGCACUGUUAGACAAUGGGAAGGGCAGGGCUCAUGCAUUUUGUUCUGCUCUCAUCUGGCUUUGGGAGUGCUGGUGCACAGGCUUCUGCACCCUUCAGACCUCCGAGCACAGCUGCUCUCACCCAAGGCAGCCAGCUGUGAGGUCUCUCAAGAUUUAAGAACCACAAAAGAGGAGGUGAGCAGAUGCUCUUGGUGCAGCUCCCAGCUUCAGACUUGCUGAGGAGGGACCCUGCAACUGGCCAGAACCCCAUCACCUUCAUGUGAAGUCAGAGGUACUGAGAAAGCCACAAGAUCCAAGCUCACUCCCAAGAAAAAGGUGGAGACUCAGUCGAGUCCCUUGCCAUGUGAACCAUAUCAGAACAGAAACCUUCCUCCUCUUGAUGUUCUCAAAGGGACAGUGGUUAUAGCUUCAAAUCCCAGGUGCCAUCUUGGCCUCUGUCUUGACAGUGCCCUUCACAACCAUGUUCUGUGUGGGAAACGCACUCCACACACCCUGACCAGGGCAGGUGCUGGUGUUUUCUCAUGCUGGUUUCCCUGGUCUAGGGCUCCACUGCUGAGUCCUUGCUGCCUGCUGGAAGGGCCCUGUGACCCUCUUCCACGCCUGUAUCUUGCACACCAUUGUGUUUACCCCUGUGUGCCUGACCUCUUCCUUUUUCCUGGGGAUUCAUUUCUCCUUAACCCUGCAUACCCGAGAACUGUCUUCCCCACAUUUCCUGAGUGGGGUUUGGCUCUAUUUUGGAAAGACAUUUCUUUUUGUCCCCCACCCCAAUACACACACCUACCUUGUCACCACAUAGGCUGCCUCCUGGGCUGUUAUACAAGCUCUUCAGUGAGCCUAAGCCUUGGGAACUCGGCAGGCAGCCUCUUACCCAGCAAGUCAGAACUGUGAACUGUAUUUCCUGAGAGAAAUCAGCUGAAGGCCGUGUCUUCGAAGGCAGGCAUUUAUGCUAUUUACAUUACUAUUCUGGGGCUUCUGGGUGGGCAAGCAAGGAAUAAAGGUGAUUCCUGGCUGUA
Messenger RNA from Peromyscus californicus insignis, 2777 nucleotides. RefSeq names its product collagen like tail subunit of asymmetric acetylcholinesterase (gene Colq). Gene Ontology annotation, molecular function: heparin binding. NCBI's taxonomy places the organism in Eukaryota, Metazoa, Chordata, Mammalia, Rodentia, Cricetidae. The record is from RefSeq and is a predicted model, not a curated record.